This is a messenger RNA of Coniophora puteana RWD-64-598 SS2, 1821 nucleotides long. Its product is annotated as glycoside hydrolase family 29 protein. The transcript is spliced from 13 exons. Gene Ontology annotation, biological process: fucose metabolic process; glycoside catabolic process. Gene Ontology annotation, molecular function: alpha-L-fucosidase activity. NCBI's taxonomy places the organism in Eukaryota, Fungi, Basidiomycota, Agaricomycetes, Boletales, Coniophoraceae. Gene Ontology annotation, cellular component: lysosome. The record is from RefSeq and is a predicted model, not a curated record. The coding region runs from base 1 to 1821 and encodes 606 amino acids.
AUGCCGCCUCGCACCUCGAACGACCGCACCCACCUCUUUGCUCUCUCCGUCACGCCCGCCUUGCCCCAAAUCAGCGGACCCUCCCUCUCGUAUCGCCGCGUGCGGCCCACGUCACGCUGGGAAGCUGUCGACGGCAUCCGCGCUCAGGUGUAUGAAGUCACACUGGCCAACCUUGUGCCUGACACUGCGUUCGAGACAGGCUCGGUCUUGUUCCCGCUUAAGAUUGAGAUGUUCGGCGCAACGGUGCGCACGGUCAAGCCGGGAGUGAUAAAUCGUCUUACCGCCGGCGAUCAAGUUGUGGUGGAUGUUCUGGUCGAGAACCCCAGCUCCGUUGUUGAGGGUGGCGAGCUCACGGUGGUCAUGACGGAUAACAGAGGGAACCCUAUUUCCACUUCUCCAGGCUGGCCAGCGGCGCCUCUGCGCGAGAACUUUGGGCUGAGUACUAGUGCUUUGGAAAGCCACGAGACUCCGACUUGGUGGAAUGAAGCUAAAUUUGGGAUAUUCAUACACUGGGGUCCCUACAGUGUCCCUGGAUGGGGACCCGGCUACACAUACGCUGAGUGGUAUGACUGGCAUUUGCACAGCAAUCCAGGCCCGAAUAAUGCGUUCUAUGAACACCAAAUGAAGACAUAUGGCAAGGAAGUCGUCUAUGACGACUUCUUUGCGAAUCUCACAGGAUCCAAGUUCAAUGCGAGCGAGUGGGUCAACCUGUUCGAUGACGCAGGCGCCAAAUACUUUGUCUUCACAACGAAACACCACGAUGGGUUCGGUAUGUUCGACACAGGCGCGACGACACACCGCAACAGCCUUCAUCUCGGUCCGAAGCGCGACUUCCUCAGAGAACUCUUCGAUACAGCAAAGGCGGAGAAGCCGCAGUUGCAUCGAGGCACUUAUUUUUCCAUGCCUGAAUGGUUCAGCCCUGACUACGCCCCCUAUGGUUUCGAUACAUGGCCUGGAGGGCUGGCACGUAACGUGUUCAAUCAGUCAGAGGUUGAGCCUUACACUGGCAGAUUGCCUAUCAAGGAUUAUCUUGCCGACCUUCAGCUACCUCAAAUGGUUACGCUCGCAGAAGAGUACGACACCGAAAUCAUGUGGUGCGAUAUCAGCAGCGCCAAUCUAACGCGCCAAUUCGCGCAGCACUACUUUACUCAUGCCUGGGCACAGGGCAGACAGGUGGUCAUCAACGACAGAUGCGGCGACCUGCCCGACCACGACACGCCGGAGUACGCCAAACUGAACGCUAUUCAGACGCGCAAAUGGGAGACGAGCGAGGGCAUGGAUCCCAGCAGUUACGGGUACAACCGGGCCACACCUGCCAGCGCUUACAAGAACGGCACCGCUAUCGUCCAGACGCUCGUUGAUAUCGUAUCCAAGAACGGAAACUACCUCCUGGAUGUUGGCCCGACUGCUGAAGGAGUGAUCCCUGACGUCAUGCAGCAGAACCUUCUUGAUGCCGGCCGGUGGUUGAAGUAUGCUGGCGACUGCGUGUACGCGACCGAGUACUGGUUCAGGGGCUCAGAAGACCCCACGGGGUCGAUUAGGUUCCUGACGACACCUACAACGUUCUGCAUCGUGUCCUUCGAGCGCCCAUCAAACGGCCGGUUGGUGGUGCAGAAGCGGGUCCCCAUUACCCGAGGCGAUCGCAUUCAUCUCCUGAGCCCUCACGGAGCAAGGGUCUGUGUUGAUUCGGACCUUGCAUGCGGGCUACCUUGGUCUGUCGACCGGACUACGGGAUAUCUGACUGUCGACGUUUCAGACGUUGAUCUCGAUCUCGUUGAGUAUGCGUGGGCUUUUCAAAUCCAGUACAAUACGUAUGAGUAA